CAGCCAGGCCAGGGGACAAGUCAACCGCUCAUGCGCUGGCCUCGGGAAUUGGAAACCAUUUUUAAUGCAAUCACCGUUCCAAUCUUAUUUAUGAACUUGCGAGUCCGCCAAGCUGAUUCCAAUUGAGGCUUGGAAGUCUCGUGACUUGAGGUGAAGGAUGGUGGAAGGAAGGGGAAACGCUCGGCUCCCUUCCACCUUCAUCGACCUCUCCGGCGAACUCGUCUGAUCCGGUCCGUCGCCUGUUGCCCUCCGGGGCUGGUUCCAUGAACGCUCGGUUGACAUCCGACGGCUCCAUCUUGGGUGGCACCGCCAUUUCACUGCAGCAGAGCUCCAUUUACUCGACGUUGAAGCAGCGCAGAAGCCGGGUCCCCUGAUGGAGAGGUCGAAGAGCGAAGCGCCGACGAGGAGCCGCUUCGCUACGCCAGACGAGGCCGGAGACCACAUCGAGUGCACCGGUGCGUCGUGCCGGUCGUGCACCGCGGUCCUCGUCGCCGACUGCAUCGCGCUGGGCUGCUGCCCCUGCGCGGUGGUGAACAUGCUGGCCUUGACCUUGGUUAAGGUCCCCUGGGUGGUGUCGAGGAGAUGUUUGGCAAUGCUGAAGAGGAAGGGGGGGUCGCUACGCAGAAGAAGGGUAAGAGACGAGGGAGGAGAAGCGGAGAAGAUGACAGAGGUGGUCAUUAAGGGAAGGGAAGGGAACAGCCUGGAGAAGAUACGAGAGUGGGACGAGGAGGGCAUCUGGGGAACGAGGGACGGAGAGAACGGCCGUGGAGGUCCAAGACUCGAUGCUGAUAAGGUGUGGAUGGAACUGUAUCAGAUCGGGCACUGGGGGUUCGGGAGGUUGUCCUUCUCGGGAACUCAAGGGAGGGGCAACUAGGGAAGGCGCAGGGUGCGAGUGCCCGAAAUGCCCCUGCCACCUCUGGUGAGUGAUGAUGGGUUUUGGAAGCUACUGCUACGGCAAGGCAUGAGAGAUGCACUGUGCCGCGUGGGGUUGUCUCUGCUUGUUUGCGCAAGGUUACAAGUCUGCGAGAGAGAUGGAAAUGUCCUGUUGGUUUCCCUUCUCUAUCAUCAGUUGCAUUGCUGAGAUUCCUUUCUCUCAGGUGCAUUGAUUGAGAAAAGCUGUACUGAUUCUUGUGACUUGUGUGAGGUGUUACAUAAUCGUAUUGUUGCAGCCCAAAUUUGAUGCAGCCAAUAAUGGUAUUAUCAUGUCUAAGUCUUUAAUGUUUGACAACAUGGAAGCUGUUUAAACAUCUCUGGUCGCAGACUUGCAGAAGUUGCCAAGAUGGGAUUUGUCUGUCAUGUCAUGUGAUUUUUACCGGUCCAAAAUGUUCAUCUGUUUCUUG
Molecule: messenger RNA, 1340 nt
Organism: Musa acuminata subsp. malaccensis (wild Malaysian banana)
Lineage: Eukaryota; Viridiplantae; Streptophyta; Magnoliopsida; Zingiberales; Musaceae
Source: RefSeq, a predicted model, not a curated record